UAUUAGAAUGAGAAAGAAAUUUCUAGAAGGUUAUACGCGAUCAAGAUGUUUCAUACAGUAUGCGUUGGAAAGUGAAAUGUUGCGGUUCACCCAAUCAACCGAUCGGGUGGGGGUCGUAGGCUACGGCGAAGACGUGGGGAUCACACAGUUUGCGGAGUCUGACCCACUAACAUUCUCCUCGCAGUUACUCAGCAACGAGUAGUCUCAAUCUCGAUAAUUUACAUAAAUAAGACGACAUAUUAAAUUAAUUAAAAAUAAAAAAUGCGUCGGAAUCGCGGUUUUCUAUUAUUGCUUUCAAUGUGCCUGACAAUGGUUUUUAUCGCUUUGAACGCGAGGUCGUCUACGGAUCUGCUUGAGCUCGCGGGUGUUACCGAAAAACGUAGCUCAUUCAAAAAAUACGAUGGGUCACGUGCCGAUAAUCGAUGGAUCGCUCGCCGCCAGACGCAUCGAUAUGUCACACCUUCUCUCGCCGAAUUGGGUGACAUACCAUACAAAUACAAGCACGUUCUUAUGCUGACACGCAUACCUGGUACAGGCGCCGAAUUGAUAGUAUUGAUUCUACAACGUUUACAAGGAUAUAACGCUUUUAAACAUAUACGUCUACCACCGAGUGAUUACGAAUUUUUAUCAGCUGUACAACAGGAGUUAUUAAUGGAAGAAGUUAUGAAUAUCAUCAGACAAGAAGCUAUUCCCUUAACUUUUGAUGGAGACGUAAAGUUUCUAAAUUUUUCGGCAUUUGGGCGUCAAGGACCUACUUUUAUAUCUUUAGUGAGAGAUCCUUUAGAUCCACGAAUUUGGCAAUGGAAAGGAAAAGAAGGCAUGCAUUAUCACGGAGCUAUACCUCAUUUUUGUGGACAAGAACCACGCUGCAUGGAACGAAAUAACACGUGGGCGUUGGAACGCGCUAAAGUAAAUGUUAUUCGAUGGUAUCCCGUUGUUGGGAUAUUGGAUUAUAUGGAGGAAUCGCUGAACGCGCUUGCAGUCGAGUUUCCUUAUUUUUUUAAUGGUGCUAUUAAUAUCUAUAAUCAAUUUCGAUCGAAAGAGAAUCUGCCCACUUCGGUAACUUUAAAAUUACGGAUUAAAGAUGCAUCCUUAAGAAAAGUUCUUGCACAAGAAGUGGAAUUUUAUCAAUGGUUAAAAUCCCGACUUCUCAACAGAACUUUCAACAACGACUGAGUACUGCAGUAUGAUCUAAAUAGUUAAUUGUAACCGUAACAUAAAAUUGUCGGAACCAAACAUUGUCUUUAUUAUAAAGUUUUCUAUUCGUAUUCUAUUAUAUAAAAGAAAAUAAGAACACGUACAGCUAAAGGAAGAGAAAAAAAUAAAAAAUGUUUAUUCCACUUGUAAAUAGAAUAAUUAAAAUCUAAGUUAUAUAUAUUAUAAUUUUAAUUUAUUUUAAUUUUUAAUAAAUUUAUAUAUAUUAUCCGAUAAAAAAAUACGUUCCUCAUUAUAAAAAAUUGCUCAGAACCAGACCGCUUUUUUGUGACAAUAAAUGAUGAGACAGUAAAUUUGUUUACCUUAAUUCUUAGAAACUGUCCCAUAAAUCUUCCCGCCUGCUUGUCGAAAGCGAAAAUAGGAUGAGAAUAGGGGUAUAAUCAGAAUGAAACAGACUUCUAUGCACUUUAGAUCUUGUUAAUAAGAUUAUUUGAAAUGAUACCAGGCCGCCAUAUUAAAAAUUUGUAUUAGAUUUUUUUCACAUUCUAUAAAGAGAAACAUAUAUUUGGUUAUAAUGAGCAUCAUAAGUAGACAUAAACUGAGCGUAAAGUUCAAAUUCUAAAGAGGCGAAUGUGAGAAAGAGAAGCUAUUUUUUUUUCUUUACCUUGACUUUGCCAUCAUCGCAUUGUCACCGACGUGUUCUUUCUUUGGCGCGUGAUCCAUACUUGUGUGUUCAAAACGCCUCUAUAUUCUCAAAAUGUAGAUAUCGAACUACAUAGCCAAUUCUACAAAAUUUCUCAGUGGGUAACACUGACAAUGAGAUAAGUUUCGUAUAUCCACGAUUACUGGUUCUGUUCUGUGCUACAUCCUCAGAGUAUCGCUAAUAC
Molecule: messenger RNA, 2042 nt
Organism: Formica exsecta
Lineage: Eukaryota; Metazoa; Arthropoda; Insecta; Hymenoptera; Formicidae
Product: uronyl 2-sulfotransferase-like
Exons: 6
Coding region: 262-1176 (304 amino acids)
Cellular component (GO): membrane
Molecular function (GO): sulfotransferase activity
Source: RefSeq, a predicted model, not a curated record